This is a messenger RNA of Hibiscus syriacus, 1958 nucleotides long. RefSeq names its product 3-ketoacyl-CoA synthase 11-like. The transcript is spliced from 2 exons. Gene Ontology annotation, cellular component: membrane. Lineage: Eukaryota; Viridiplantae; Streptophyta; Magnoliopsida; Malvales; Malvaceae. Bases 116 to 1648 code for a protein of 510 amino acids. The record is from RefSeq and is a predicted model, not a curated record. Gene Ontology annotation, biological process: fatty acid biosynthetic process. Gene Ontology annotation, molecular function: acyltransferase activity, transferring groups other than amino-acyl groups.
CACGUUCCUUUCAUUUCUUCUCUCCUCGUAUUUAUAGUCUUCUUCUCUUUGUACUCUGGCCGUCCUCUAAUAGAUUCAACUCACCGUCGGUGGCUUGCGGAGAUCUAGGGAAAACAUGGCCGACUCGAAACCAGACCAACCUUUGAUCCCACCAUCAUCCAGGAACCUACCUGAUUUUAAGAAAUCAGUUAAGCUAAAGUAUGUGAAGCUUGGAUACCAUUAUCUAAUCACCCAUGGAAUGUACCUUUUCCUUACCCCUCUUGUAGUUAUAAUCGCGGCUCAGCUCUCAACAUUUUCUGUCCAGGAUCUUUAUGAUCUUUGGGAGCAUCUUCAAUUCAACCUCAUUUCUGUCAUCAUAUGCUCGUCACUUCUUGUUUUCUUGUCGACCCUCUACUUUCUGACCCGCCCUCGCCCUGUUUAUCUCGUCAACUUUGCUUGCUACAAACCGGAGGAAUCUCGGAAAUGCACAAAAAGGAUGUUCGUAGAUCAGUCACAAAUGACUGGUACAUUCACAGAUGAUAAUCUUCAGUUUCAGCGUAGGAUCCUUGAAAGGUCAGGGCUUGGGGAUUCAACAUAUCUUCCAGAGGCUGUCCUCAAUGUUCCCCCUAACCCAUCAAUGCAUGAGGCAAGAAAAGAAGCAGAGGCUGUUAUGUUUGGUGCUAUUGACGAGCUUUUGGCCAAGACGUCCGUAAAACCCAAAGACAUUGGAAUUUUGAUUGUUAACUGCAGCUUGUUUAAUCCAACACCAUCGUUGUCUGCCAUGGUUAUCAACCAUUACAGGCUUCGAGGGAAUGUUCAAAGCUACAAUUUGGGAGGAAUGGGCUGUAGUGCAGGUUUGAUCUCAAUAGAUCUUGCAAAACAUCUUCUUCAAGUCCACCCCAACUCCUAUGCACUGGUUAUCAGCAUGGAGAACAUCACCUUGAACUGGUACUUUGGAAAUGACCGCUCGAAACUUGUAUCAAACUGCUUAUUCAGAAUGGGAGGGGCUGCGAUACUUCUCUCUAACAAAUGGUCAGACAAAAGAAGGUCCAAAUACCAAUUGGUUCACACUGUUCGCACUCACAAGGGUGCAGAUGAUAAGUGCUUUUCCUGUGUUACCCAGGAAGAAGAUUCUGUAGGCAAGAUUGGUGUUACAUUGUCAAAGGAUCUCAUGGCAGUUGCUGGUGAUGCUUUAAAGACCAACAUUACCACAUUGGGGCCUUUGGUUCUUCCAAUGUCUGAGCAGCUGCUUUUCUUUGCUACAUUGGUUGGCAAGAAGCUUUUGAAGAUGAAGAUCAACCCAUACAUCCCAGAUUUCAAGCUAGCUUUUGAGCAUUUCUGCAUUCAUGCUGGAGGAAGAGCUGUUUUGGAUGAGCUGGAGAAGAAUUUGCAGCUGUCUGAAAGGCACAUGGAACCAUCAAGGAUGACUCUUUACCGAUUUGGGAACACCUCAAGUAGUUCUCUUUGGUACGAAUUGGCUUAUUCGGAAGCUAAGGGUAGGAUUAGGAGGGGUGACAGGACAUGGCAAAUAGCAUUUGGUUCAGGAUUCAAGUGUAACAGUGCGGUGUGGAAAGCUUUGAGGACGAUAAAUCCGGCAAAGGAGAAGAACCCAUGGAUGGAUGAGAUCCAUAAUUUCCCAGUUGAUGUUCCAAGCGUCUCGACCAUCUAAAUUCCAGGACUUGCUGCAAUUGUGGUGUUAUUUUCAUGUUAUCUUGUCUCACUUUUGAUUCGUCCCAACUUUUGCAUUUAGUUAUCUAGUUUCCGAGUUAUUAAUGGGAGUAGCUCGAGUGGGGUUUUUAUUAUUGUUGUAACAAAGCAUUGAUUCGAGGGUGUUAUGGGAACAUUAGACCAUUCUUUUACUGGGAUUAUUUCAUGAGAGGCUUGGCUAUCUUCAAAGAUCUCAUCAUUUGACUAGAGAUUUGGACUGGGAUUUGCAAUUUGUAGCUUCAUGUAACUUAUGGAUGGCAUUGUUGACUGAA